Molecule: messenger RNA, 7581 nt
Organism: Pongo pygmaeus (Bornean orangutan)
Lineage: Eukaryota; Metazoa; Chordata; Mammalia; Primates; Hominidae
Gene: NTRK3
Product: neurotrophic receptor tyrosine kinase 3
Exons: 17
Coding region: 3247-5637 (796 amino acids)
Biological process (GO): multicellular organism development; positive regulation of neuron projection development; positive regulation of kinase activity
Cellular component (GO): signaling receptor complex; axon; plasma membrane
Molecular function (GO): ATP binding; transmembrane receptor protein tyrosine kinase activity; neurotrophin binding
Source: RefSeq, a predicted model, not a curated record
GCAAAUUGUUUUUUUUUUUUGGUCCCCACUAAAUAGCAACAGUUUGGCCACGCUCAAGUGGAAUAAAGUAGACGAUGUUCGAUUCUUUGGCAGAGGCGGCAGCAGCGGUGGCGGAGGCGGCUGCGCUUAGCCGGCAGGGAAGGUGACAGAUAGGGACUGCUCGCGAUCCAGCCGAUCCAGCCGAGGUGUUUAACUAUUUCCAUUUGAAAACAGCAAAACAUGCUGACAAGUAAACAAGUUGCGAGCUGGCUGCUCGCGGGGAGACUUUGGACGUGUGGAGGCCGUCAUGAACGCCUACCUCUUCCCUUCCCCUCCCGCAGCCCGCCCUCUCCAGCCCCAUUUUGGGCAUUUCCGAGACACCCCCUUUGCCACCCUCAUCUGCAUCUGGGCGCCUACAGAUCCCUUCCCAGUUUGGGCUUUGAUAACUGCUCCGGAUAAUUCCGAGUCAGGAUGGCGCAGGGAGAGGAGAGGGCGUGUGUUUUGAGGAGAGGGGUUUCUUGUGUGAUCGUGCGGAUCGGUUCAUUUGGAACAUUCAACUCUGGCUGGCUUUUGCUUGGUUCUGCCCCCUCCGAGGGAGACCAGUGGUGGCCUGCUCUUUUCUCCUUGCUGUUUUUCUUUGGUGGGGAUGGCAGCAGACGCAAAGGAGAGGACAGACCGAGGGCUGGGGACAGGAGAGUCUGCUCCUCUUUUCUUUCGUUGACCUCGGCCAGGUGACCCCUUCCUAACCUACCACCCUGGAGAAGGGUGUGGACCGUACUGGAAUUGCUCAGAGGAUAAUUCUCACCUCUUUUCCCUCAAGGCUUCCAGCCCUUGGGGACCCCCAGCAAUGGGUAGGCAGCUGAGAAGGGUUUGUGCUGAGGUCCUGGCCAAGGUCUGGAGGAAAGCGUUUUGGGUGGCUCUUUACCCCUUCGACGGACUUAAGGGGGCCGGACCUGCCUUUGGUGCUGCUCUGGGAGCACCUCCCCUUGCUUCAGCCCAGGGCCAUGGGGCUGCAAAGCCUGGAGGAAUUGCAGUGCUGCUCUCUGGAAAGCCCACCAGCCCUCUCGGCUUAAUGGAGCUUCUGCUUGCGCUCUUGCAGCUGACAGUUUGAGGGAAAUGGAUAGCCCAGGAGAUGUCUCUGACUCCUGGCCCAGGAGACAAGCUUGACCCAUAUCUCAGCUCUGCUGUUCACCCCUCACCCCCUUCAACCCGGCCAGAGAUGACAAGACGAACAGCCAAGGGGCAGGAGUCAGCAGGGAGGGCAGGAGAAACAGGACAUACCCAACUGUGCCUCUCCCCCACUGCAGGCCACAGGCUUCCAGCAUUCCCAACGAUGCAGGGAGAAGGGUUCAGGGUGAGACUGUUAGGGAAACUCAGACUUGGAAGUGCAUUACUGGGGCUGUGUGUGUGUAGGGGGUGGAUGUGGGGGAGUGGGGUGCUGGUGAAGGUGGGAGCUGAGCGGCCAGUCUUGGUGCUCAGAAGCCUGACCUAGAGAUUGCCAGGGGUGGGCCAAGGGUUGGAAGAAGGGGCCCCUGGUACCCAGCCUGGGUCUCUGGGAAUGGGUGAGCUGCAUCCAGUGUGCUGCUCCAAGGAUGUGUCUGUCUGUAGAAAGCCAGUGGGAGGCAGGGAUGGUUACAAUCACAUAGGCUGUUCAUAGCCACAUAGAGGUGUUGCUCCUCUGAUAAUGAUGCUCAGGGAAGCAGUUUCAUAGGGAAGAGUUGGGUUAGCCUUUCCAGGCUGCCAGAAAGGUCUGUGAUGGGAGGGGACUGGGGUGGCCUCUUGCCCUCUUUGGCACUGGAGGGCCUCAGGAGGGCGUCUGGGAGGAUAGUGAGCAGGGAGUGGAUCUGGAGCCCCUCUGUGUGUGUCCCCAUUCUUGUUUCAGGACUUGGAUUCUGAGAGGCCAUCAGGACUCAUUUCUCUAAAUCCACCCAACACCAAAGAACAAGGGAACUGGAUUCCCACAGGAGCUGUGCCAGUGGCAGGUGGGGGAGGGUCAGAGGUCAUGGGUCAAAUGACCUCUCCUUGCCCCAUCUUCUCCCCAGUGCCCUGUUAUAUCUAUGGCUUGUAUUGACUGAGCUCGAGAAGGGCCCAGAUUUCCACUCCAGAGCCAGAGGGCUGGAGAGAGGGUGGGGAGUCACGCUCACCCCGGGAAGUCAGCAUCCCCAUCCUUGUUUGACUUCUGAGGAAAUGGAGGCUUGGGGUGGUAAGGUCACUUUCCCCAGGCACACAACCCCAACAGGAACCCCCACUGUGUGGGGCUGCAUAUGGAGCAGGCUGGAAGAGGGAUGUGCGGGCAGAGAGGAGUACCCUCGGCUGGGGUUGGUGCUUGUUUUAGUAUGGCUUGGGAAGAGGGCUUCAGUUGAAGCCCGUGCCUUGCUGGAGAGUUGUUCUUCAGAUUUCUGAUGUUACCAAGGAAAUGGGACCAAGAGGUCCCCCAGCUUCCCAUUGGCCUGAAGCUCUUGAUGCUGGUGGAUGCCCCAGGGUAUAGCUUGGGCACACUCUAGAUAGAAGAUGCUGAGGCCUCCACAGUUUCACCCUCUUAUUCUUCGGGCUGUAGUGUUUUGAGGUCCUUCCUUCAAGUGCUGAACUGAUUGUACCUGAGUUUCCAGAGGGACAAGAGGUUUCCCUGUGGUUCUGCUUCUCAGGGAUGGUGUGUGGAGUGAUUCCUGUGUGGCCAUCCAAGGAAGCUGGCUGGGAACUGCCUCUGAUGGGGGAGGCCAUCUCCCCAUUCAGCUGCCCUGUUUGCAUCUGGAGGAAAUCAGUUGCAAGGCAUCAGAGGAGAAGUGUGGGUCUCACCUCCACCCCUCCCAGAGCCACGCUGCUCCAAAGGGCCCUCCCUUUUGGCCCCUUUCAGCCCAGGAGGCCAAUCCCUUUGCCUUUGCAGCUGUUGAUGCACAGGAACCUCAUGGAGCCUGGAAGGGUCCAUGCGCAGCCACGCCCAACCAGGCUGUGACGUCACAAAGGCAGGAGGGUGGUGGCCAUGGUGGACUGUCUGGGCCACUUUGCUAGGCCAGGCCUACCUGGGGCUGGGUUGGAAUGGUAUGGUCUUUAGCUGUUAGAAAGAAGAUGAAGCGGGAGAGGAUGGCGUGGCUGGACCAGUAGAGACGGGGUUUCACCGUGUUAGCCAGGAUGAUCUCGAUCUCCUGACCUCGUGAUCCGCCCGCUUCGGCCUCCCAAAGUGCUGAGAUUACAGGCGUGAGCCACCGCGCCCGGCCUCUGGAGAGUUUUAAUAAGUGUCUUCCAAGGCAUCUCUAGCUGCUGUGGGGAAUGGAUUGGAAAAGGCGGCUGAGCAGAGCCCGGAAGAUGAGGUCGGCAGCUGUUGCAACUGGACCCCUCUUCAUUAAGCUGUCCAUUCACAAGGCACCCUCCAGGUCUGCAGGAGGGAGCAUGAGGGAUUCAGGGGGAUACCCUUGUCCCCUGUACACACCUAGGGGCCGGUUCGACUACAGUAGACACAUAGAGAACUGGCGCAGUCUUCACACGCUCAACGCCGUGGACAUGGAACUCUACACCGGACUUCAAAAGCUGACCAUCAAGAACUCAGGACUUCGGAGCAUUCAGCCCAGAGCCUUUGCCAAGAACCCCCAUUUGCGUUAUAUAAACCUGUCAAGCAACCGGCUCACCACACUCUCGUGGCAGCUCUUCCAGACGCUGAGUCUUCGGGAAUUGCAGUUGGAGCAGAACUUUUUCAACUGCAGCUGUGACAUCCGCUGGAUGCAGCUCUGGCAGGAGCAGGGGGAGGCCAAGCUCAACAGCCAGAACCUCUACUGCAUCAACGCUGAUGGCUCCCAGCUUCCUCUCUUCCGCAUGAACAUCAGUCAGUGUGACCUUCCUGAGAUCAGCGUGAGCCACGUCAACCUGACUGUACGAGAGGGUGACAAUGCUGUCAUCACUUGCAAUGGCUCUGGAUCACCCCUUCCUGAUGUGGACUGGAUAGUCACUGGGCUGCAGUCCAUCAACACUCACCAGACCAAUCUGAACUGGACCAAUGUUCAUGCCAUCAACUUGACGCUGGUGAAUGUGACAAGUGAGGACAAUGGCUUCACCCUGACGUGCAUUGCAGAGAACGUGGUGGGCAUGAGCAAUGCCAGUGUUGCCCUCACUGUCUACUAUCCCCCACGUGUGGUGAGCCUGGAGGAGCCUGAGCUGCGCCUGGAGCACUGCAUCGAGUUUGUGGUGCGUGGCAACCCCCCACCAACGCUGCACUGGCUGCACAAUGGGCAGCCUCUGCGGGAGUCCAAGAUCAUCCAUGUGGAAUACUACCAGGAGGGAGAGAUUUCUGAGGGCUGCCUGCUCUUCAACAAGCCCACCCACUACAACAAUGGCAACUAUACCCUCAUUGCCAAAAACCCACUGGGCACAGCCAACCAGACCAUCAAUGGCCACUUCCUCAAGGAGCCCUUUCCAGUUGACGAAGUGAGUCCCACACCUCCUAUCACUGUGACCCACAAACCAGAAGAAGACACUUUUGGGGUAUCCAUAGCAGUUGGACUUGCUGCUUUUGCCUGUGUCCUGUUGGUGGUUCUCUUCAUCAUGAUCAACAAAUAUGGUCGACGGUCCAAAUUUGGAAUGAAGGGUCCCGUGGCUGUCAUCAGUGGUGAGGAAGACUCAGCUAGCCCACUGCACCACAUCAACCACGGCAUCACCACGCCCUCGUCGCUGGACGCCGGGCCCGACACUGUGGUCAUCGGCAUGACCCGCAUCCCUGUUAUUGAGAACCCCCAGUACUUCCGUCAGGGACACAACUGCCACAAGCCGGACACGUAUGUGCAGCACAUUAAGAGGAGAGACAUCGUGUUGAAGCGAGAACUGGGUGAGGGAGCCUUUGGAAAGGUCUUCCUGGCCGAGUGCUACAACCUCAGCCCGACCAAGGACAAGAUGCUUGUGGCUGUGAAGGCCCUGAAGGAUCCCACCCUGGCUGCCCGGAAGGAUUUCCAGAGGGAGGCCGAGCUGCUCACCAACCUACAGCAUGAGCACAUUGUCAAGUUCUAUGGAGUGUGUGGCGAUGGGGACCCCCUCAUCAUGGUCUUUGAAUACAUGAAGCAUGGAGACCUGAAUAAGUUCCUCAGGGCCCAUGGGCCAGAUGCAAUGAUCCUUGUGGAUGGACAGCCACGCCAGGCCAAGGGUGAGCUGGGGCUCUCCCAAAUGCUCCACAUUGCCAGUCAGAUCGCCUCAGGUAUGGUGUACCUGGCCUCCCAGCACUUUGUGCACCGAGACCUGGCCACCAGGAACUGCCUGGUUGGAGCGAAUCUGCUAGUGAAGAUUGGGGACUUCGGCAUGUCCAGAGAUGUCUACAGCACGGAUUAUUACAGGGUGGGAGGACACACCAUGCUCCCCAUUCGCUGGAUGCCCCCUGAAAGCAUCAUGUACCGGAAGUUCACUACAGAGAGCGAUGUGUGGAGCUUCGGGGUGAUCCUCUGGGAGAUCUUCACCUAUGGAAAGCAGCCAUGGUUCCAACUCUCAAACACGGAGGUCAUUGAGUGCAUUACCCAAGGUCGUGUUUUGGAGCGGCCCCGAGUCUGCCCCAAAGAGGUGUACGAUGUCAUGCUGGGGUGCUGGCAGAGGGAACCACAGCAGCGGCUGAACAUCAAGGAGAUCUACAAAAUCCUCCAUGCUUUGGGGAAGGCCACCCCAAUCUACCUGGACAUUCUCGGCUAGUGGUGGCUGGUGGUCAUGAAUUCAUACUCUGUUGCCUCCUCUCUCCCUGCCUCACAUCUCCCUUCCACCUCACAACUCCUUCCAUCCUUGACUGAAGCAAACAUCUUCAUAUAAACUCAAGUGCCUGCUACACAUACAACACUGAAAAAAGGAAAAAAAAGAAAGAAAAAAAAAACCCUGUAAGGCAGUUUGGCAUAUAUAUAUAUAUAUACAUAUAUAUAUAUAUUUAUAUAUCUAACUAUCUAUCAAUCUAUAUCUACAGAGAGAUACCUUCUCUAGUACACAGAGAAGCUGCUGAUACAGAAAACCACAAGACUUUAACAACUCAGAAACUCUAAAAUAUUAAUAAUACAAAGGAAAAUUCCCUUUGACUUAAGCUGUGGCCCAUGCUUCUAAUGCUAUGGCUCUUCAGAGCAGAAGACCUGGACCAUGCAGAGAGACAAUCUUUGGGAUGAGAGCACUGGGACGGGAGGAGUUAAGGUGGUGCUCAGUCGCUGCUGUAUGUGUCUGUUACCCCGGAAGCUCACCACAGGCACAUGUGGGGACCGCACGGCUGUGCUCAGCAAAGAAAUGAUGCCGGAGCAGGGUCCUUGCCUCCACUUCUUCCCCAUUUCCUCCACUUCAGGAAAAUGUUCUAAUUUGUCCAUUCUGAAAAGUGUAAUCUUGAUGCUUUUGGGAAUCAAUGAUGGCACCUACGGGUAAACUCAGAACAGACAACCCCACAACACAAAACCAUGACAAGAGCUGACUGCAUCCAUCCUGGGUGUAAGCUUCUUGCUGGAGUUGCAAAGGAUGUCUCUUUCUAUUUUCAGAACUUAAAGAACUGGACUUUCUGGACUAAAAGAACCACAGAAGAAAAAAUAGCUGAAACCUGAACCCUGCCAAGACACUGCCACCUGUCUUUUCCAUCAUUGCAAAGAUUCCUUGGCCUCACCUCCCACUUUCAGGCCCCUGGGAAGCUUAGGGGGUUAGGAAACAGGUCCCCAUGUUAUCUUUGAAUGUAGGCACAGCAGGCUUUAGGGUUGCAAUAGCAAGAGACUUGGUUGCUUGUAGGUCAUUAUAACAAAUGCCCCCUGGUCCUCUCAGUUUCUCAUCCUGCUUCCCUAGAUCCUAGAUCCCACUUCCUGGGUCUCUACUGAGUCCCAGGUAAACCCCACUGCCAAGGAAGGGAGCCAGGUCUAGUGAGAGGCUGCAACAGUGAGUGUUUCAGGAAAGCAAGCGGUGGAGUGGGUGAGAGCCAGCAGGGGAGAAUCUACUUGGCACCUGCGCCAGGCCCCUUGGCAUUCUCCUCACGCUUCCAGCCCCUGGGAGGAUUGAUGCAUCUGCCUUUGAGCUGUUGUGAAAACGCAGGGGCUGAGAAAUCACUUUUGUGGGCUGGAGUACGGGGAAGGGCUGAGGCUUCUCUGGGAGAUGUCCAAUGAGUGGCCAGUGCUGCAGGCUUGGCAUCUUAAUGAGGCCUGAGCCCUGACUGGAGAGAGGGAAGGAAACAUCUGGGCUGGGGCCUGCUCCCUCUGCCCCAGCACUGGGGAAUCACUGCCUUCCUGGCUGCUGCCACAGACCACAGCGGGGCCAACCUCUGGGCCUCCCUGUCACAUGAAACAUGGAAGCCAACAGCCUGGCCCCACAGAUCUCCUCUGCUGGGGAGGAGAGGAUGUACUCCUCCCAGGCCACCGGGCCCCUCUGCCUCACCCCAAGCACAGAGCUACCUAAGGGACUGACCUUUGCCAAACUGGAGCUCACCUCCCAGGGGCCUCUGGCCUACCCUUUUCCCUGCCAGCUGUAGAGACUGCCAGCAGCCUGGACGUCCUGGUUAGCUGAAGGCAGCUGAAACGUGGGCCUCCCUAUGCGGGGUUUAGUACUGAAUUAUGUGUUUGUGGUUUUGCUUCUUUUUGUAGACCCACAAAUAUUUUUAUUUGAAUAGUAAAGAGCUGUGCUCAGAUUGUA